This is a messenger RNA of Dalotia coriaria, 678 nucleotides long. RefSeq lists its product as uncharacterized. The transcript is spliced from 3 exons. The coding region runs from base 73 to 603 and encodes 176 amino acids. The record is from RefSeq and is a predicted model, not a curated record. Lineage: Eukaryota; Metazoa; Arthropoda; Insecta; Coleoptera; Staphylinidae.
AUGUGGUUAGUUUUUGUAUUGCUAUCAUUAGUGAAUUUUACUUAGCUAAAAAUAAAAUAAAAUAUAGAAAAAAUGCAUGGUAGUAUUUUUGUUUGUUUGAUUUUGUUGAUGGUUGAGUUGAGUGUGGGUGGGAAAUAUACAGUGAGCGAUGUGCAAGUUGGGAAAGAUCCGUCGCACUCUAUUAGGAUUGUUCCACAUGUUAAAAAUGAAGGUGAUGCGAUAUUAAUUCGUGGGACUAUUUAUGUUUUGAAGCCUUUGAGCAAUGAAAAUACGUUCAACGUCAUUGUUUAUCGCCAAAAUACAAAGACAAACACUGAGAAACAAUUGAUUCAACUAAAAGGUAAAGGUGCUUGCGACGCUUUAAAUAAGAACAUUGGUCCAAUAUUUGCGGAAGUAGAAGGUUUAGCUGGUGUUCCCAAUCCGGGAGGAUGUCCUAUCCCAGUGGGAAACUAUACGUUGAAAGAUUGGUAUACAAUUGAUUUUAGCAGAGUGCCCAUUUUUAGUAUGAUUCCGAAAGCAACGUUUCGUCUAACGGUAAAAAUGUUUACUCCAGACUGGAAAAACGAGUUAACUGAAUUAGCGCUUAGAUUUACCAAAAGUUAAAUUUAUAAUUACUAAAGAAAUGCGCACUUAAAUCAAUUAAUAAAAAUUGUUGAUCUAUAAUGUUAUAAAUACAAA